Molecule: messenger RNA, 1798 nt
Organism: Lycium barbarum (goji berry)
Lineage: Eukaryota; Viridiplantae; Streptophyta; Magnoliopsida; Solanales; Solanaceae
Product: wax ester synthase/diacylglycerol acyltransferase 4-like
Exons: 5
Coding region: 77-1510 (477 amino acids)
Biological process (GO): triglyceride biosynthetic process
Cellular component (GO): plasma membrane
Molecular function (GO): diacylglycerol O-acyltransferase activity; long-chain-alcohol O-fatty-acyltransferase activity
Source: RefSeq, a predicted model, not a curated record
AAUGCUAAUUAAACCAAGUGUUACGGAGUACUCUUUUGAUCACUUAUGAGCUACUGAGAAAUUAUUAAUCAAGAAAAUGGACAUAUCAGUGGAAGAAGAAGAAGUAUUUGAGCCAGCAAGUCCAGGCUCUCAAUAUUUGAAUAGCUCCAACUUAUCACUAUCUGUGAUUGCUGUGUUGGAAUCAAAAAUUCCAAUUGAAUAUGAAGAGUCACUAGCCAUAAAUUUACUCAAGGAUGUAUUUGUACCUAUAAAUCCACGGUUUUCCUCAAUCAUGGUCACGGGAAAGAAAGGAACAAGAAAAUGGAAGCGAGUCGAAGUGAACUACCAAGACCAUAUCAAAACCCCAGUAUUUCCAACUCAAAAGCCACUCAAUUUCUACGACGAGUGCUUCUCAAAUUACAUAUCAAACUUGACCGUGGAACAAUUCCCACAAAAUCGACCACUUUGGGAAAUUCACAUAUUCAAAUAUCCAACAAGUGAUGCAGCUGGAAGUAUAAUUUUCAAACUCCAUCAUUCACUUGGUGAUGGAUAUUCAUUAAUGGGAGCUCUUCUUUCUUGUUUACAAAGAGUUGAUGAUCCUUCACUUCCUCUAACAUUUCCAUCACGCCAAAGAACGAAUUUGAGUAAUUCGAAUAAAAAUCGAGGUUUUGUUCGUAUUUUUAAAAGUGUGCCUAGAUUUUUCAAGGGAAUUGCGAAUACAGUGUAUGAUUUUGGAUGGACUACUUUGAAGAGCACUAUGGUUGAAGAUGAUCGGACGGCGAUUCGAUCAGGUGAUGGCGUUGAGUUCAGGCCGAUUGCUUUCGGUACCAAAACAUUUUCACUUGAUAGCCUUAAACAAAUUAAGGACAGCUUGAACGUGACAAUAAACGAUGUGAUAACGGGGAUAGUGACAUACGGAACAAGAUUAUACAUGCAAGAGGUAAACCAAGAAUCAUGCAACGGAAAAUGUAAUGCUUUGGUUUUAUUCAACACAAGGGCACUUGGUGGUUACAAGUCAGUGAGUGACAUGAUAAGACCUAAUUCUGAUAUGCCAUGGGGAAAUCACUUCACUUUUUUGCCUGUCUCAUUGCCAAAGUUAUCUAGUUUGGCUGAUGGUAAUCCUCUUGGCUUUGUUCGAAAAGCUCAUCGAAUCAUCGAAAGGAAAAGAAAUUCUGGAUCUAUUUGGCUUACUAGUAAAUUGCUUGAUUUCUUGAGAAAGCUAAAGGGUCCCGAGGCGACAGCUCGAUUUAUUCAUGGAACAUUGAAAAACACAAGCAUGGCAUUGACAAAUUUGAUAGGGCCACUGGAAGAGAUGGCUUUGGCUAAUCAUCCUGUUAAAGGAUUGUAUUUUAUGGUGACUGGUGCUCCACAGAGUUAUUCAGUGACGAUGGUGAGUUAUGUGGAUAAGCUUAGAAUUGCAAUCGUAGUGGAGAAAGAUUUUAUAGAUCCAAAUAAGUUGAAAUCCUGCAUUGAGGUUGCUUAUGAUUCAAUUUUCAAGGCUGCAGUCAACUCUUCUACAGUGGUAAAAUAGGAGCAACUCACUAGGGUUAAUUUCACAAAUUGUCAUAUAUAACGGGUUCUCCAUUUUUUCCCAAAGGUCAUUUGUUAAAAUAAAAAUAAAAAAGUGGAAUGUGCCACUUCAGCAAAAAAUAUUUAAGCCAACCGAAUGUUUACAUUUCCGCUAUCGUGAUUAUUUUAUCACCAUGGUGAAUUGGUGACAGUGUUGUAAUUUUUAUGUUAUAAAGCAAACCUGUGUAAUAUUGAUGUAAAGAUGUAUAGGUUAUAGAAGCCUAUGAUUUUAUGUUCUUUUUAUUUGAUU